Zea mays is the source of this 1430-nucleotide messenger RNA. RefSeq lists its product as uncharacterized. The record is from RefSeq and is marked provisional. NCBI's taxonomy places the organism in Eukaryota, Viridiplantae, Streptophyta, Magnoliopsida, Poales, Poaceae.
CUAGCUACGUGUGUACUGUAGACCAUGCCUUUCCCUCCAGUCGCCGUCAAGGAGAUGAGCAGAGAAGCCAGGAAGACGAAGUCUCGGUCCUCCCCUUCGCCUUCGUCCUGGCUCGACCGGUCCAUGAAGUUCUACUACCCGUCUUCCACCUCCCGCAAGAGCAGAGCCCAGGCAGCGCCAGCCGCAGCGACAGAAGGCAAGAGCACUGACGGCGGCGACAAGCCGAGCAACGGCAGCAGCGGCAAGAAGAAGAAGAAGAAGAAGAGAAGCAUAAGCAUCGGUCGGAGCAUGGCGUGCGGGAGCUCCAUCUGCAGCACGAGCACCAAGGAGAGCUCGGUGAUGAGCCGGGACAGCAGCAGCGGCGCCUCCAGCAGGUCGCUGAGGUCUCCCAACGUUGACGCCGUGUACGCCUCGGCCGCCGCCGCCAUCUCCGCCACGUCAUCAUUCAGCUCGGUCACCACCACGGCGGCGACCACCGUCACGUCGUCGACGUCGUCGUCCUCGCCGCUGUCGUCCGCACUCUCGUCGCCGCUCUCCUCCAUCGGGAGAUCCUUCAGGGGCGUGCAGAUCAGGAGGCUCUCCGGCUGCUACGAAUGCCGCCACUCCGUCUUCGACCCCAGUGGCUUCGCCGCCAGCUUCCCCUGCGCCGACUGCGACGAGGUGUUCAGCAAGCCAGAGUCGCUUGAACUCCACAGAGCAACCAGGCAUGCAGUUUCGGAGCUGGCACCCGAGGACACGAGCAGGAACGUGGUGGAGAUCAUCUUCCAGUCCAGCUGGCUGAGGAAGCAGACGCCGCCGGUCUGCAGGAUCGAACGGGUACUCAAGGUGCAGAGCAGCGACAGGACCGUGAAGAGGUUCGAGCAGUACAGGGAGAGCGUCAGGGAGAGGGCGCGCAGCGAUGAUCAGGGGCAGGGCAAGAAGAACCCUCGGUGCGUCGCCGACGGCAACGAGCUGCUCAGGUUCCACUGCGCCACCUUCACCUGCUCCCUCGGCCUCGCCGGCAGCACCGCGCUGUGCCGGGCGCCGUCGGCCCAGUGCAUGCUGUGCAGCAUCAUCAAGGAGGGUUUCAGGGUGGACGGUGAUGGGAAGAUUGCGACAAUGGCGACGAGCGGGCGGGCCCACGACACGGCCCAGCUGGUGCUGCCGGACGGCAGUGACAAGAGAGCGAUGCUCUUGUGCAGGGUCGUUGCAGGGAGGGUGAAGAAGGCGAGUGGCGAGAAGUGCUCAGAGGACUCUACUAACUUCGACUCUGUCAGUCUCAGUCCCAGCACGGAAGGGGUCUACUCAGAUUUAGAUGAACUGUUUGUGUUCAACCCUAGAGCUAUAUUGCCCUGCUUUGUGGUCAUAUACAGUGGCUAUUAAGUUAUAGCCACUGCUAAUUUUUGUUUCGAUUUCACUGUUGUUGGUCCUAUAAUAUAAUCCAGUUCUUC